AGCUCCGCAUUGGACCCGGGGCCGCGCGGAGGCGAGCGAGCCCCGCAGCCAUGGGCUCCGUGCAGCAGCGCCUGCAGCGUUUCCUCGACCGCCCCGGGCCGCUCUCCGACUUCCUCGGCCGCCUGGAGUCUCGCACCGGAGUCCGCCGGCUCUACCUGGCUACAGGUUCCCUGGCCUUCCUGGGGCUGUACCUGGUGUUUGGCUACGGUGCCUCACUGGUCUGCAACCUCAUUGGCUUCGCCUACCCUGCAUAUGUCUCCAUUAAAGCCAUCGAGAGCUCCAGCAAGGAGGAUGACACCACGUGGCUCACAUACUGGGUGGUUUACGGCGUCUUCAGCAUAGCUGAAUUCUUCUCUGACAUUUUCCUCUACUGGUUCCCCUUCUACUACGCUGGGAAGUGCCUGUUCCUGGUGUGGUGCAUGGCCCCGGUGUCUUGGAAUGGCUCACAGGUGCUCUACCACAACGUCAUCCGCCCCUGCUUCCUCAAGCACCACCGUGCUGUGGACACAGUGCUCGGCGACCUCAGCACCAAAGCACUGGAUGCAGCCUCUGCCAUCACCAGAGAAGCCUCCGGGACCGCCGUGAAGCUGGCACAGGAAGCGAAGAGCAAAUGAGGCACCGGGACAAGGCCGGUCUGAGCCCGGCCCCCGCUCCCGGGCCCGUCCUCGGCUCGGUUCGCCCCCCCCCCCCAAGUAAAGCUGUUCCCGAUCCACUCC
Lagopus muta (rock ptarmigan) is the source of this 716-nucleotide messenger RNA. RefSeq names its product receptor accessory protein 6 (gene REEP6). Lineage: Eukaryota; Metazoa; Chordata; Aves; Galliformes; Phasianidae. The transcript is spliced from 5 exons. The record is from RefSeq and is a predicted model, not a curated record. Bases 51 to 614 code for a protein of 187 amino acids.